UUCCCCUCAACAUCAACGUUAUUCCUUGAUUUCACUGCCAUUCUUCCCCGCUUUUAUUCCCGGCUGCUUGGACCCCGGGCCCAGAAUCUCAUACUCUCAAUGCGAAUGUGCGAGCUGACUGACCCUGUGUCAAGCGCCGUCCUCCAAGACAGGAGCUGUCGGAGCCGGCCGCUGACCGGAAAGCCGUGGAGGUCAAGAUAGUUGGGGGGAAGGGGGGGGGUCAGCCGUUUAUCAGAUCUUGCCAUCCCCCCAAAUACUUCUCGUUAUCUGGGCCCCAGACAUGGGAUGCGGCCCAAUGGCAGAAGGCCAGACGAUAAACAUGGAGAAGGGCGGUGCUGUGCUCCAAGUUCGUGGAGUUCGCCAGUUUCGAUCCCCCAAUGACCUAAUAGAAUUGGUACCUUUUGAGGGUUUGACAUCCGUGUGGGAGAUAACGCUCCCAAUGGGCCCGAUAUCCCCCCAGAUAUCGCUAUUCCCUAUGAACCAGACGCUAGUCCCUAGGUGCAUUCAUGUCCCCACAAGCUAUGCCUCCCUAGGUUCUUGGAACUACACUCCAAUAUCAUCGGUUGCUGUGCUAGGUACUAUGAUUGUGCCAGAACCACAGAAGUGAAGGGUGAAAUUCAUGUCUAAGACGAGAAUCAAGAUGAGAGAGUCAGCGGCCCACAACCUCCCAAAGUUCAAAUACUACCUGGGCACGUUACAAGGUAGUUAGGUAGGUACCUACUUUCAUCUGGAAGGUCUUUUGCCUCGGCCAAGUGCCUAUAUGCGUUGAUUAGCUAGGUACCUUAGGUACUUGACCCACCGAGUUGGGCGUUAUGUUGUUUCAAUAUUGAAGUUGAGGACAUUGAGAACAGUGACUUAGGUACUAGAUAUUGAAGCCGGUCUCGAGUUCAAUGGCAACCGAACACUUUGAUUGAAGCAAGGCUUCAAGGUUCCUAGGGAGCAACAAGACUUGGUCUUAGUAGUUAGC
Molecule: messenger RNA, 967 nt
Organism: Canariomyces notabilis
Lineage: Eukaryota; Fungi; Ascomycota; Sordariomycetes; Sordariales; Chaetomiaceae
Exons: 2
Coding region: 296-607 (103 amino acids)
Source: RefSeq, a predicted model, not a curated record